Mya arenaria is the source of this 10749-nucleotide messenger RNA. RefSeq lists its product as uncharacterized. The coding region runs from base 76 to 9357 and encodes 3093 amino acids. The record is from RefSeq and is a predicted model, not a curated record. NCBI's taxonomy places the organism in Eukaryota, Metazoa, Mollusca, Bivalvia, Myida, Myidae. The transcript has 6 exons. Gene Ontology annotation, molecular function: DNA-binding transcription factor activity, RNA polymerase II-specific; RNA polymerase II cis-regulatory region sequence-specific DNA binding. Gene Ontology annotation, biological process: regulation of DNA-templated transcription.
GCACAAGGACAGGAAGUCCGGUAUCGCAAUUUUAUCGAAGGAUCGGCUUUGGUAUGCACGAAGUCUUUCAUUAACAUGGAAUCUACGAGCAAAGAUGAUGAAGCUGAAAAGGACAAGAACAAAACAGACAAAAACGAAACAACUGCAGAAGAUAACACCAAUAAGAAUGCUGACGAUAAAAACCCUUGUUCAACAGCUGGGUCUGAUUUGGACAAAAAUCCCAAAGAAGCCUUUAGCCAGUUCAACAUUAAACCAGAAAACGCUGAAUCUAAACCUGAGACUGUUAAUAGGCGGAUGUCGGCAGAAGAAGUUUCCAAAAGUUAUGAACGGCUGGGUUUAAAAAGAUGUCAGUUUUGCAAGUUCACCACCGAUGAUGAAGUCAUCUUCAAGAACCAUGCGGACAUGUGCCUAUCCAAGUCCCUUGGAGGAAAACGACCAGAGGAAAAGGCCCCCAUAGACUUGAAAUAUGAUGGCAGUAUUUUUCAUUGCUUGAACUGUUCUCUGCAUUAUAGUUCCAAGCAGGAAUUCGAAGAGCAUAUUGUGUGUCAUACAACGGACAAUCCGUAUAUUUGUUUGACGUGUAAGCAGAGUUUUGUGAGUCGUAAAAUUAUUGAACAGCAUACAAAAACUGUUCAUGUAGCUGGCAAUGCUAAAUGUGGGCUCAGAGGAAUAAAACGAGGAAGGCAAAUUGUGGAUGAUUUAUUAAAAGAUGGCAGCAAGGUCAUUUAUGGAAAACUCGCCAUACCAAAAACAAUUGAUAACAAAAGUGAAAAGCAAAGUCCGUCUGUGCCAGUGCAGAUUCAGCCUAAGCUUUUAAAACCUGCAGUAUCAUCAGCACCUCCCACCUAUAUGGAAAAUUAUAUAAUAGUAAAGACAUCCCAAGAAAAUACUACGACAUGCAAAAUUCCAGCUUCAGCUACCGUGAAUUCCUCUGCUGGGGCUGUCACAACCACUGUUGCUUCUACUAGGGUAUAUGUUCCUAAAAAAGUAGAUAAAGAAAAGGAGGAAGCUAUAAACUCUCUUUUUGGUAUAAUCAACCCAGAAACAAAAGAAAUUAUGGCCACAAAUGUGUCAACAAAGAUACAAAAGAUUGUGAAUCCAGUGACUAGUACAAGAUCUUUGUUGCAGCCAACUUCAUCACAGUACAAAGUUCAAGACAUUACAGAGUAUACCUCCACUCCUGCUGUCAGGCUUACCUCCACAACAAUAUCAACUGUGGCACCAAGUAAUGGCCAAUUCCUUCUUGUGCCAAUUGGACCUUCCUUGGUUCAGACAAGUGCAGGACCCUCUGCAUUGAAUACAUCAACAUCAAUACGACCACAAAUGAUUGUAAUUGGUGGACAAGUGCCACCAAGUGCAUCUGCUGCUGCCCCACCAAGUGUCACAAGUGGUAGAAGUUUGAUUUCUGGGAUCCCAGCGACAACAAUGUCUUCUUUUUCAAAGACCAAUCAGCCAAUAAUGAUGCAAUUUAUCCAAUCAAAACCUCCAACACCAAUUAAACUGGCAAAGUCAUUUUUACCGACAGUGGACCUACCACUGUUACAGACCACUAUUUCCCCAUCACUUACACAAAUCAACCCUGCCAAUGCUACUGUUGUUAUUGCAACUGGUAGUACUUCAACUACAGAACAGAACCAACCAAUUACUGUACCAGCAAGUAAAACACAUUCCGUCAUAAUUGUGCCAAAUUCUGAGUCACAAGUCAACACAUCUAUAAAUCCUUCUUUGAACAUGCCUGGACCAAGGACAGACCUAGAGAAAUUCAAUGUGAAACCAAGGUUGGCUCCACAGCCAUCAACGAAAAAGCUUUUGUUUAGAAUAAAACCAGGACAAGGGUAUGUUUGUGAAGCAUGCAAAAAGUUUACAAAGGAUGAGCUGAUUUUUAGAAAACAUUUAUGGGAACAUUUUCACGGAAUCCCCUUGGCUUGUGGUUCAUGUACUUUUCAGCAGUUACAAUCUAAAGAUAUUCUUAACUGUAAACUUGUGGGGAAUAUUGUUUGUAGCUUAGUGAAGCGGUCAACAGAAGACAAACGUAGAUCUAAACCUUUCAAAAUUGUGAAAAAUGGUGAGAAAGAAAUAAUUGAUAUAACAGAUGAUGACAAUAUUAAAGAACUCACAGCGGAUUUAGAGCAGGAAAGUAAGGGCAACAAUGGAAGUACAGCUGAAGUGAUUGUGCUGGACGAUGAUGAUGGUGAUUCUGGAUGUUUGCAGAUUAAAAUAUGUGAAACAUAUUCUCUAGCUGACCAGAAGAUCUUAAAUAUUGACAAGACCUUGUCAGAUGAGUCAAACCAUGCUGGAAGUUGUGUGGAGAAGACUGAUGAAGACAUUUCUAGUUCAAAACCAAAAGACGAAUCUUUAAGAAGUAAAGAAAAAGAUCUGACAAAGGGUAGUGAUAAAUCAGAAGAUGUUGAUGAUGUGGAUGAAAAUCGACAGACAAACACACUUAGUGAGUUGCAGAAAAUUGACGAGAAUCCCAACGAAGAGGAUGCUGCCCCUACAAAUGACUUAUUGAAUAAAUCAUUGAGUCAAUCCGAGGCUGAAACAGAAUGUACUGUUGCUAAAGUUAUUGAUUCGAAUCUUAAAUUGGAUGAUCCUAAACUGUUGGAAAAAGACAAAGAAAUUGAUUUCUUAAUUGAUCAAGCUUUGCUCCCUGUUGAACCAGAAACAAACAAAGAGUCAUCUUUAGUCGGCUUAAAAAGUUCAAGGAUCAGUCAAAGUAACAAAGCUGUUGAAGAAUUUGAUAAACAGACACUAGAACAGCUUGGCUACAACUCUUUUUAUGCUUGCGGAUAUGAACCUUGUGGAUUUACAUGCCUGUCUUCUGUGAAAUACAGGGAACAUUUGAAAGACAAAAAGCAUCAGACUGAAUACUGUUACCUUUGUAGUCAUUGCGGACAAAAGGACUACAAGGAGGAUAGUCAUGUUCGACAUUUAUUUUCCCACUCUAUGAGCAAGACAUUUCUUUUGUACAAAUGUCCCCUGAGAUUGUGCAAAUUUAAGACAAAUAUGAUUCAGUUUUAUGAAGAACAUUUGAAGGCUCAUCCAAAAGAAGAGUUGAACAUCAAAUGUACAUAUUGUCAUCAGAUGUUUCCUAGUAUUGAAAGCCUUUCACAACACUUGCAGAAAAACCUGCUUAAGUUUAUUACUUGCCCCUACUGUUCCUUCAAGUUUGAGAAGAAGCCAGUUGUGUUCCAGCACAUCAAACACAGCCAUCCAGACAAAAUAAGAAUGAUCUCCGUUUCUGGUCAGAUCGUGUGCAAUGAAAGGGAAAUUAACUUUUACGUGGUACCAAAGGCAAAAACAAACCCAGACCAAGAAAGAGUAAAUCCUAAAGUAAUUGACAGAAUGCUCAUUGAUAAUUCUAGUGCAAAUAGCCUUGACAUUCCAAGACUUUUGGAUGAAGUACAAGGUGAAAGAGUAGAUGAAAUUGAAAAUAAUGUUGAUACUAACAAUGGUGGUUCUGAAAUAGAUGAUAGUGAAGAUGCUGAAAAUGAAAGCUUGCCAGAUUUGGACCAAACACAAACUGAAUCAGAUACACCAAAUAAGAAAGGCAUUGAAAGAUUAUCUGAUGGAGCGAAAAACGAGCCUAAACAAGUACAUGAUUCCAUUGGACCAAAGUGUUUGCUUUGUCCAAAGUGCAAGUACCUGAGUUACAACCAAAGCUAUCAUAUACAGCACAUGUCUCUUCAUGAUAAAGAGCCAGAGAGGGAAAAGAGAUUUCUUUGUUAUCUUUGUCCAAAGGGCCUAGAAAGUUUGCCUAACUUGAAGAAACACAUUCAAAACCAUUUGGGGAAACAUGAUAUCAAUGUUUACUGCUGCACUGUUUGUUCAUAUAUGUCAAACCAGAAAGCACACAUAAUGGAUCAUUGUGAAGAUGGACAUGAGCAGAAAAGUAUGUACACGUUGAAGGAAGAAACGGUUGAAAGUACGAAUUAUUAUACCUGCAAGUACUGUGAUUUCGUAACAAGGGCAGUUGACCAGGUAUCCCAGCAUGAAAAUGUUGUGCAUAAAGUGAAGCCCAUCGUUUCCAUGGAACCAAUGCAGAAGGUUACAGAAACUUUUAAAGCCAGCUUUAAGGAAGAAACAAUGAAAGAGCAGAAGCAGAGUAAGAAAGAAAGUGAAGGAGGGAAGAAGAAGUAUCAUUGUGAAUAUUGCAGCACAUUUUGGAAACACAAAGCAGAUUUGAAGAAACACAUGCUUCUUGAACAUGAUGACAUUGAGAACAAACAAUUUACCUCUUACAAGUGUAAAUAUUGCAAUUUAACAUCCACUAUGAAGGAUUUAAUUGUGAAACAUUAUGAUAAAAUGCAUACUGGCCUAGCAAUACGUAUUUUACGCAAGGUAGAACAUAUCGAUAUUCCCUCAAACGAACAAAAUUCUUUGGGGAUAUCCAAGCAGCCUGAUCAUGAGGAAGACUCUGAAAAAAGUGUUGAAAAAAUAGAUGUUGUGAUACCCGAUGGGACAAUUUUCAAAACUCCAUUCAAAUGUCAAAAUUGUGACUUUAUGUCAAAUUAUAGAAUCACAACAAUGCGACAUCUGAAAGAACAUCCUAACAUGAGACCUGUCAGACCCAAUCCGUGUAAGAAAACACCAUCAAAACCAACUGCUAGAAAAUCUACGACCAUACCCAACCCGUUUAGCAGUGGUAAGAAGACACCACAUAAAAACAGUUUGUUACAAAAUGGACCAAAUGCAGGCAGGUUUCUUCUGAAUCCUUUCGCAAAAGUGAAAGAAGCUGUGGCUGAGACACGUGGUGAUCCCUCAAGUCCAUCAAAAGACUUUUAUGUUUUGGGAGAAAAUAGACUCCAUUCUGCAUUGACAGCCUGCUUUACUGCAAUGGUUGAAGACUUGAGGUUUCAAUGUCGUAUCUGCACACAAAAAAUCGCAAAGAAAUUUGUCCUGCAUAGACAUAUCUUGGACCAUCUUAAAAUUGUAUUUUUCAAGUGUAGAUAUUGUAACGAAGGCACAAUUGAAAGAACUUUGAUAGCAGGUCAUAUUCAGAAAGAACACAGCAAUAUGCCUUUGGUUUACGAUACUGUCAGUAAACAAGAGCUUGAAGACCUUCUUGAAGAAAGAACAUGCAACCUGGACUUCAAUGAUAAAAUCGAUAUACAGGUUGAUGUAAAGAAAGGGUCAACAGUUCCAAGAGACCUAGGUCUGAAAACAGAGCAAGUGCAUGAGAUAGCAGACGUGAAGUCUGAUGUUGAAAACGAAAUAACAAAAGAAAAACCAAACAGUAUGACAUUUGUCGCAGCAAGUAAUUCUCGUAAAUGCCCAAUGUGCCGGUAUGUUGCAAAAAAGGACAAUGUGCUGGUGAGCCACAUAGCAGCACAUGAUGAUCCAUAUAAGAAGUUUGUUUGUAGUGGGUGCGACUAUAGAGGUGAUAAGUAUAAUGUCAUCAAGCAUAUAUACAGGGUGGUCCAUAGUGUUCCAGCCAGGAUUGUUGAACAACAAUCAGGCAAGAAAACAACAACGAACCAGAGGGAUGACAAAUCUGCAGAAGAUACGAAUUCAAAGAAAGUUUUGGCUUUACCAAAACCUGAAAAGACCCCAAAGAAGAAAGCUGAUACAGCGAGUAUUCAUUCUGAGGAUUCUGACUGUAUAAGUAAUUCUAAAGGCAAGUCUGUCUCAAUUGAUUCUUUUACAGUAUCGCUUCAUGGAGUUUUUGAAAUCAAGACCAAAGUGAAAUGCAAGAUUUGUGGAGAGAAAAAAGAAUCGAAGAGUUCAAUGUAUGGCCACUUUAGAUCAUCUCCAAAAUGCAAUGGACCAUAUUAUCAAUGCUCAUUAUGCUCGUUUCAAAGUUCGACCAAAAUUGCAAUAAGGAAACAUGCUCAGAUAAGACACCCGAAAACUAAAGCAAUUGCGCUUACCCUGCCUAUGGCUGCGAAGAUGAAGGUCAUUAAGAUCCCAAUUAAACAAGACAACCAGGUGGCGAACAUGCUGAAGAAGCGUAAAGCUGCGGAAACUGACUUAGAUUCAGACUUUUAUAAUGUUGACGUCGAUGUUGAUGACUCCGAUGAUACAAAAACAGAAGAUAGUUGUAACCAGAUUAAGAGUAGUAGUUCUGAAAUAGCGUGCAGGCUUUGUCAAACUUACACCUGUGCAAAUGUUAUGAAGCUGCAGUAUCAUGUUAAUACCUUUCAUCAGGGUACAACCGUACACUGCCAGAAAUGUUCGUAUAAAACUCCUGUCUUGCAACAUAUCUUCAAUCACUGCAAGAACGUGCAUCAUCAAAAUGUACCUCAGUACUCUGACAAAAAGAUGGAAUUAGAAAACAUUAAACGUAAUGAUUCUGACUUGCUUGUUACCUCCCCAAAAGUUGGAACAGGGAAACAUGAAUGCCCUAAGUGCAACAAAAGAUUUGUUAACGCUGGGUCCUUAAAACCGCAUUUGUUCAAGCACUUCAACUAUUCACCUUAUAAAUGUAAGUUGUGUAAAGCAAGCUUUUUUCGAUCAGACUAUAUACAAAAACAUUUUGAAGCUGAACACCAUGGAAAGGAAUUUAUAAAACAAUACGUCAGAAAUGAUGCAAUUGAGGAAAAAGUUAACAAGAUUAUGAAAAUAAACAGACGUCCAAAGAAUUUUGACAAAUUCAAGGUCGUUGAAGAGGGCAUUCGUUUUCAUAACGGUGUUUGGUACUGUAACGAAUGUGGAAAAUCAUCAGAUUUCUUGAAAGGCAUAAAAAGUCACUUACAAAUACACUCAAACACGUCCCGAAAACGACCUUUUGAGAGUGAAAGAGACGUUGUGCAACUUAAAGGAAAGAAGACAAAACUGGUCAACGAUCCACAAAUCCUACAAGAAGCGAGUUCUUCAGAUGAUGCAAAGGAUAGCUCCAAAUCACUUAUUAAGUUCAAGAUUGAGGUUAAUGGAAAUGGCAAUAAGAUGUAUCGAUGUGGCUACUGCAAUUUGAGUUUCAACAACAAAUUUAAAGUGAAGAACCACAUUGCUGGGGUCCAUCAAAAGAUGAACAAGUUCAAGUAUAAAUGCUGCUUCUGUGGAUACUUAUCCAUGUUUUCCGGCAAUGUGUACAGACAUGUUGGGACACACCACAAUGGAAAACCGAAAACAGCUUUCAGUAUUGUCAAGCAGAAAGUCAUUUCUCCCGAAAACAGAGAGUCUGAUAUCUCCACUGAUUCUGAGAGGCAUUUUGAAGUCGAUACCCAUGGGGAGCUUGAAAAUUUAGGAACUGGAGGCUGUGAUGAUGACACAAAUAGUACUUCAGAACAUUUGUUUGAGUUUUCAACGAUGCGGACACCGACGAAAAGGCGGAGAACCAUUACCUACAGAUGUCCGAUAUGUUUUGUAGAAGAACAAUCCGUCUAUUAUCUGAGAAUUCACCUGGCUCAACAUGAAGAAUUCCGGAAGAAGUCACAAACUCUUGACAGAGAUGCUCAGCUCUCCUGUGGGUACUGUUCAUAUGUCGGAAGGAAUUUGCUUGAUUUAGAAACACACAGCGGCUCACAUGUGUCUGAAUGUAAAUACAGGUGUUUGUAUUGUCCUUACUAUGCAUUUAAAAAGCAUAUGGUCAUUAUGCAUUGCUCUACUGUUCAUCAGAGAGAGCGUCCAAAUGUGUUUGAUAAGUUAAAGAAAAUAGACUUGGAUGGUAAUGAUCCCUUUUUAGUGAAGCUUCAACCGAACAUUUGCUUAACAAGGGUCCGAAUAAGUGCUUCUGUAAAGAGCAGAUAUUUCAAGAGGAUAAAGCUGCAAGAGAGUGAUAGUGAGGAAGAGGCUUUGAUCGAAGAAAACACAAAACUUGAACAAAAUUUAAUUUAUACAGAUUCAAAUAGAAAAGAGGACAGUAUUAAUGAUGUACAAAAAUGUGACAAUGAAAAAACUGAGGAACUUGAAUCAGAUACAAAUGGUGAACAAAUUCUUAACCAGAUGGAGAUAAAUGCGACAGAGGGUAGAAACGAUGAUAUACAGAACCAAAACAAAAUUCAUAACGAAGUUCUUGCAAAGGAACCUUGCACAAGUGAAGAAUGUUUGGUUUCUGGGAAUGCUGGCAGUGAAGAAUCUGGAGAUCGCAUAAAUGUAUAUAAUUCAGAAGAAAGUAAGGACAGUACCUUAGACCAACGUGAACACAAUAGCCAGACUGAACAUAAUGCGGGUUCAAAUACAAAUACAUUAAACCAAAACAUUGACAACAAGAACAUUGGAACUAAAUCUGGUUCAAGUAACAAUAAUGAAGCAUCUGAGCAAUUUGCAACUUCAGCAAAUUCAACUGGUGAAGCUGUUUGUGAUGACAUUACUACUGCUGAAAAUGUAACAGAUAUGCUAUGUGCAGAGACUGACAGUGUUGGUAGUUUUGGAUUUGCUGUCAAUGAUGCGGAUGAAAAUAUUAAACCAAGUGGUUCUUGUAAUACCCAACAACAACAUGAGAACCAUUUAGAUCUAGAAGGCAUCAAUAAAACAAAUGACAGUUUCGAAGACGAUUAUUUAACAGAUGUAGUCGAAAAACAAAAUGAUGUUUGUGAAAAUGAUAUUCAUCGGACUGAUUCAUGUAAGGACAGGGUUGCAAAACAAGAUGAUGUUUCUGAAAAUGACAGUUCUCAUAAUGAUUCAUGUAGUGAUAUGAUUGCGGAGAAAGGCGGUGUCUCGGAAAAUAACACACUAGACACGGAUAAAAAUAAUGAUAGUGACAAAAAUGCUUGUUACGGAAGAACUCAAUAUUCUUACGAUGAUGAAGAAAAAAACAAAAUGAAAGCAACUACAUCUGCUCAUGAAAAUCAGUCAGAUGCAAAUGAUUUUCUUGAAAAGAAAAGUGAACAAAUUGAAAACGAUAUUGAACUUGAAAACAUUGAUAUCCCAAAUGAGGAAGAUGAAACAGAAGUUGAUAAAAAUGAAGUUGAUAAUGGUCUCAAGGAUAAUAUAUUUGAGAAAUAUGAUGUAAGUCUUGCCGAUAAGGCAUCCAAUAAAAAUGAUGUGAAUGAAACGAAUACAGCUGAUGAGAAUAUUUUUGAGAGGUUCGGAUUUAACACCACCGGAAAUAGUGAGCCAGAUAAUGAAGAGAAUAAAUCUGAUUCUAGCCAAAAUGAAGAAGAGGAUAACAUAAUUGAGAAAGCUAACCGUGAGCAUCCAAAUGAAAACACAGACAAAAAAUUAAGUGACAUGUUGUCCGCAGAGAGGAUGGAAGAGUCGGAGUCGGACAAAAAUUUAUUCGAAUUGUUCCGACCGAUUGAUUCGGAAAAGACAGAAACUGUAAAUGAAAGCGUGAGUGAAAGUGAAACGAGAAAUGAAAACUUGGUGCGAGAUGUUGAACGCUUGCUGGAAGAUAUAGAUCAGACAAUACAAGAUGCUAAAAAAGCAGGAAAGAGCCCUUCUUUAAACUCUGUAGUAGAUAUGGAAACAGAUUGAAGUAAAGCUGUACUUGCUAGCUGAAUUAGGUUGUUGUAAGACAACAAAAUUCGUAUUUUGUCUGAUGGUGUAUUUUUAUCAUGAAGUCUAAGGAAGUUGAUUUAAUUACUUUGUUUCAUUAUAUGUGUUGAAUCAUCUACAGCUUAUGUUGGCUGUCUACUGAAGCCUAGAAUAGAUAUUGAAAUAUGUCGAAUUAGGGCAAAUGUAACAUUUUAUUGCAUGAUUGUUUUAGUUGUGUAGAACUUUGUAAAUACAUUAGCAAGAAUUUAUUCAUGAGGGUGUACAAAUCAUUGUUUUGAAAUUGUUAGAAUAGUUAAAAAUGAUGUGAAUGAAACGAAUACAGCUGAUGAGAAUAUUUUUUGAGAGGUUCGGAUUUAAAACCACCGGAAAUAGUGAGCCAGAUAAUGAAGAGAAUAAAUCUGAUUCUAGCCAAAAUGAAGAAGAGGAUAACAUAAUUGAGAAGUCUAACCGUGAACAAAUGCAACAUUUUAUUGCAUGAUUGUUAUAGUUGUGUAGAACUUUGUAAAUACCUUAGCAAGAAUUUAUUCAUGAGGGUGUACAAAUCAUUGUUUUGAAAUUGUUAGAAUUGUUCUUUACUCGAUGUAUUUUUGUCUCGGUGCUCUGAUUAUAAAGAUGAUAUAGUUAUUAAAAUAGAAGAGGUGUUUCAUAUAUGUAUGUCUAGAAACUAGCGUAGAAUUAUACUAUGUACUGCCUAGUUAGUUGAUAUAUUAAUGCCAGUAAAAGUCCUGAUUGGUGUACUGAUCUAUUUGCCAGUAUUUGAGUGUUUAGAUGUUCAGGUUAUGCAGCCUUAAGUUGUUUGAGGACAUACUGAUUUUUUUAUUAUGAUUUUACAUUAUCGAAGUGGUUUAUCAAAACAUUUCUACCAUCAAACUAGUCUGAUAACAUGUUAUUGCCUUUUACAUAUAUUUUUUCGUUUGAGAGGGGGGGGGGGGGUGUAGCGUUUUCCUUAAUUGACAACAUUUAAUUGGCUAAUAUACAUUUUCUGAUACUUGUAGAAGUGGUUGUGUUGCAUGUAUAUAAUGUAGUGUUGCAUGUAUAUAAUCAAAUUGUAUAUUGAUGACUUUCUAAAAAAGCUAAUACAGGUAGCAUUGCGUUUUGUAUUCAAUUCAUUAUUAUGUAGCACUAUAUUGAAUCGACCUGCAUCUUAAUAGGAAAAGGUCUUGUAGUGUUAUUGAUAAAAACUGAUACCUCCUUAACCCACAACUACCUUCUUUUGUAGGCAUUACGUUUUACAAUCAAGACACCAACCGUGUCGCACUUGUGCUAUAUACAUUGUUUUUUGUUCUUUUUUUUAUUAAAAAUACCUUUGUUAGAGCAAAUGUUGUGAAUCUCGAAGAAUAGAAAAGUAAGUACAUUAAACUGUAAAUUUAA